Messenger RNA from Caenorhabditis angaria, 498 nucleotides. NCBI's taxonomy places the organism in Eukaryota, Metazoa, Nematoda, Chromadorea, Rhabditida, Rhabditidae. The record is from the annotation of a GenBank genome assembly.
AUGCUUAACAUUAAACGAAAUCCAAUGUUAUAUACUUUGAGCAAAAAAUAUCAACUUGAGGAGAAUUUGAAGGUUAUGUGGGUGAGUUAACAUGAGCAAUCCCUUAAUUAAUUAAUUAAUUACAGUAUCUUCUGCGCUUGGGUUAUCUGAUAUUUGGGUUCAUCUGCCUAUUCAUGAUUCUAAUUUUAUUUCCCUGGAAAUUGUUUGAUUUGAAUUUUGCUGAUAUUUUUUUCUAUCUUGACACAUGUCUAACUAGGUAAGAUUUAAGGUUCCUAAGGUCCCUAAGGUCUUAAUUUUUCCAGCGGCUCUCUCAUUUUCCCAUCGAUCAUGCUCUACAUUUUAUACAAAUUCGAGAAUUCUGUAUUUUUGCGCAAGAUCAGAUGGCUUUUCCGCAUCCGCGUUCCGCUUGCGGAUUCCGCGCGAACAAUUAAAAUAUCGCCAAAUGUUCAGAAUGAGACAAAUGUGUACUUUGAUCAGUUGAAGAAUUCGUGGAAAUAA